Messenger RNA from Lagopus leucura (white-tailed ptarmigan), 4142 nucleotides. Its product is annotated as zinc finger CCCH domain-containing protein 11A-like. The record is from RefSeq and is a predicted model, not a curated record. Gene Ontology annotation, molecular function: metal ion binding. Lineage: Eukaryota; Metazoa; Chordata; Aves; Galliformes; Phasianidae. The transcript is spliced from 9 exons. Bases 3301 to 3966 code for a protein of 221 amino acids.
CCUGCAGCUGGCUGAAGUCCAGUACUAUAAUGUGAAAGCACUCCACGGUCUUUCCCUAAUUCCAGCAGCACUCUGUAUGUGGACAUGCAGAAAGCAUUUGGAAGGCAAAAGAAAGCAAUCAGGAAGGAAAUUAUAUAUGCAGGUUGAACACAUCUUCAGUUGCACAGUACCCUGACUUUCCAAGAUCCUUACUGUGACUUACUCAUGCAAAACUUUAUUGAACCUCAUUAAGAAUUUUUCCUGACUGAAUUAAACACUUUGGAUUUACACUCAGAAGAGCUGAGAUCUUCAGGCUGUUGGAAGAUUUUAUCAACCUGUAUUUUGAGAGUGCCACAGAACCCUGCUUGGCUCCCAUCCGUGCCUCCUGAACUUGCAGAGUGCCCAACACAACAGCCUUAAGAAAGAAAGAGGAAGAAGAAAUUAUAAGAAAAGAGAAGAAGAGGGGAAAAUAUGUGGCAUGCACUGGUUUCAUACUGAUUAAGAGUCCUUGCUGGAGAUACCCCGGACCAGCACUUCCCUUCCUCACAUCAGGCCUGGCCCACUGAAAGUGCUGCCUGAGUGACUAUCCAAAUGGCAUCUGCCUGCCUGAGUUGGCUCCCACUGUGGUCCUCACACCAUCAACUUGGACAGCUGCAGCAGCAGGAGUGGGAAUGUCCCCCCAUUCCUAGGAUGGUUCAGGUGCCCUGAAAGUGCGUGUUUAAUGGGAGCUGCCAUGAAGGUUGUUGGAGAGACACGUGGAAAUAGCAACCAGCAUGGUGCCCUAUGAGCUGGCUCAUUAAAGACACUAAUAACGAUGUGCAGCAUUCCUCUGCCUUGAGAUCAGCACCCCAGAGUAAUCAGGAUGAUGCCAGAACUGUGCAACACCUUCCAACGCUGUCAUUAAAAGCCAAAUCUUCGCCUCAGAAAAGUCAGUGCCAAAACCCCAUUUCAGUCUUCUGCUGCCUUUUGGCCAUCUUCUGCCAGCCCAGACAUUGGGCACACACCAGGGGAUGGGGACAUUAGCCUAUGGGUGGAUGGGAGCCAGGAUUAGGCCUGGUAAGUGGCCUCCUGAUGCCCAGCAGCUCUACUCUUCUGGUUUUCUUGCUAUUUCUAGCACAGAGGCAAUAUACUCAGGACAGAAAACAGCAUGAGUGGAAAUGGAAAAGAUAAGAUUCUGUAAGAUAUCAUACAAUAAAUACAAUGCAGUAUUGUAUAAGAUAAGACUGCUACUGUUAGAAAAUCUAUUGCUUGGUCAAAUGAUAAGGAAGGACAAAAUAAGUCUUCUGGGGCUUAUAAUUCGUUGUGUGUUUUUAAGGAUUAAAGUUUUCUUUUUAGGGAGAAGUUGAGGGGAGGUUGGUUUCCUUUGUUUCAGAUCAUACUUCUAAUUAUAAAGUUCUCUUUUGUCUCUCAAUGUUGGUGGGAACUAAUCACUACUGUGGUCUGAAUAAUACAUCUGUCUCAACAUCCAGACUUUUCAGAGGGCACCUGAUUUUUAGAGGAGGCUCCCAAGUAAAGGUGUGUGCUGAAGGCACCCAGCACCCCGCAAGCACAGGGAGAGAGGUAGAGCUCAGAAAGCCCCAAGGACCCUUCCUACCAACUGUAGGGCAAAGUCUGGAGUGAAAACACAGAGCAGUUUUCUUCUGGAAGUUUCUGCCUAGGACCUCUGUCCUUCUCUGUGGUAGCACAUGACUGCAUGCCACAGCACCAGGGUUAAGAAAAUGUCUUCAGAGGACAACCAGACUGUUUUCCUCUUCCUGUAUCACAGAAUUUGUCUGUUCAUAAUUAUACCCAGGGCAGUUAGAAUCUCUUUAACUCUUUUCAGUAUAUUUAUGUGUUAUAUAAAUAGGGCUAUAGGGACAAGGCAUACCCUACAGGCUAACAAUGACCCGCUAGCUUUGCACGUACCAUCUCUUCCAUUUUUUAUUUGAAAGCAUCUCCUGAACAGUGGAGUAACAUCACAGAAUCACAGAAUUGUAGGGGUUGGAAGGGACCUCCAGAGAUCAUCGAGUCCAAACCCCUUGGAUCAUCCUUGGAGAGCCUGUCAGAAGCACCGCUGUGGCGAGUGUGUGACCUGGGCACAGCCUAGACUGACCUGGACAAAGAGGUGAGCUGGGCUUGGUGCUGCCUGGUGGCUGGAAGGAGUCUCAGCAGAAAAGCUGGGCUGGGGAGGAGUUCCCAGCUCAAACGAGGCCCUUCCCAAUGGCUGUUUCCAGGGGAAAUAGUUUCUCUGAGAGAUUGUGGCACACGUUUUGGUGAGGAUGAGGAAUUGCCGUCACUCCCCUGUGUAACGCUACAGUGCAAUGGAAAGUGCAGCAGUAACAACAGGGUGGCAAAGUCCUAGGCUGCAACAAGCGAGGAUUUGCCCAAGUGCAGCAGUUGGGGACACAGAAAGAAAGGAAAAAAGCUGCUGAGCCUUGGAAGGCCUCAGGUAGCAGGGAUCUCCAGAGAGGCACCCUUGCCUCCACUGCCAACCCUUCAGUGAUGUCUGGGAAGGGUUUGUGUGCACCUGAGCUGCCCUGGGUUGGCCCUGCCUUCCCACCAGGUGCUCAAUCACUGCCUCAAGCUGUGACUGACCAUUGCCGCACAGCCCUGCAAAACUGCUGCUGGGCCCCAGCCUUUAUCUCAGACAUGACAAAGGAAGAAGAGCACAGACUUGAUGCAGUGCAUCUUGUGCUUUAAUGACCCACGGAGCGCUGGCUGUGCCGUAUCCAGCACAUUUUUAACAAAACCCCACUGAAGGCAUGGUGGAGAGCCGGGUGCUCAGCUGGGGACAUGGAUUGUCCGGUGACAUCACAAGCAUGGUGACAUCACAAGCACUGUGCUUGGGGCUGUGGCUGCCACCAGUGAGUGCCACAGCCGUGAGCGCUGCACAGGAGUGUGGACACACUGCGUAAGCUCUCGUCCCGGCUGGCAGUGAGAGUGGUGUUGGCUUACGGGUGCUGCCCGCUCUUGCUGACGGUGUUGCUCAGCCAUUGGGCUGGUGUGUGAACUGGAAGGGAGAAGGACUGCAGCUGUUCUUGGUAAGCCAGAACUGUAGGUUUGUCAAACGUGUGAGUCGUACCAGUGCAUCCAUUGCAGCUGCAGCAAGAGGAGAAGAUGAAGGGAGUCAUUUUCAUGUCAGGAACACAAAAUGCGUGCUGCUGUGUGUAUAACUGGUGAUGAGAUGGAGGACAGUGCUUGCUGGGAGAAGUCGUGGCAGUAGUUAGACACAAGUUGGAUCUCGACUUGGCACAGUUCUUGCAACCAGCUGCUUCUGAGACACUGCCCUCCUCCAGAGUUCAUACGGCAUAAAAGAAGAAAGCUGGAAAAUGCUUAUUCCUCAUGAUUAUUCCCUUGUUGAUGCCUCCUCUAGAGUUUCUGUCCGAGAGGACAUUUUGUGGAUCCAAGCAGCACCGGACUGCAGCCGUCUCUUUGCAAGAGCGGGGAAUUCCUUUGGAGACAGCCCAACCUUGCUCUAAGAAGUUCCCCAUGGCUCUGCAAGGAGACGACUGCUACUACUAUUUCAACUCUGUCUGUCUUAAGGGAGACAGCUGUCCCUUCCGCCACUGUGAAGCGGCUCUGGGGAGUGAACGAGUCUGCCGACUGUGGAUACAGGGCUGCUGUUUCCGGAAUGACUGCAAGUUCAGACACAUGAAAAUUGAAAAGAAGCGCAGUGCGGUUCGCUGCUAUUGGGAGAAUCAGCCUGGAGGCUGUCAGAAACCCCACUGCCGUUUUCUUCAUUUGAAGGAACGCGGUGGGAAUGGACCGACCGUACCACCAAGCAACGAAGCUGACACAAGUGGCCUUCCUCUGACCAGCGGCCUUGCAGAAAGUCUGGAGAACCAGACAGAGGUUGAGAAGGCACCAGACAGAGGUGACAUCCCAACUUCCUCCCAUGGCCCGGCUGCACAAAAAUGCAAGCAAUCUGAGGAGGAGGAGGACAAAGCAGAGGAACUGCAAGGCGCAACAGCUGAGCUGCACAGAGGUGGGGAAAGAACUCUUCUCUGAGGAUGAGGACCUCGAGAAGUUACUGAUGGAAGUCACAGAAGAAGAACUGGAAGCAGAAAUUGAUGACGACGCUGUGGAUACAGGUGAGCUCCUAAUGGAGCUCUGAGACCAACAACAUUUCAACAUCAUAGUCUGAUUGAAUAUUUUAAAACAACAACAACAACCAUCAAUUAAAA